GCAGAUAACAAUAUGAUGACGACCACAGAAAACUGGGAUCAACACAAUAGAAGUGCGUGCGGAGCUGUAGAGGCGUUUCGCGAAGGAAUGAUGGCGUCCCCUGCUAUCCGCUGCUCUUCACGCUGGAUCACAGUCGUCUUGCUCUCUGGACAUCACCGGGCCAUCGGUGCGGCCGUCUGCGCUGGCAGUGGAGUUGUCCGCGGCAUUUGUACAGCAGGUGCAGGGAAACUAUGGCCAGGAGGGAGCCUGGUCUACGCCGGAGCAGGGAAAGCGUUGACAUUGAGAGGGCUGUCAGGUCUCAAAUCGCCCCAAGCCGCUUUCACGCUGUCCUUUCACACAAGUGCCCCCGCCAGCAGCAAGCGGGACUUCUACCAGAUUCUUGGAGUUCCUCGCACAGCAACUCAGAAAGAGAUCAAGAAAGCCUACUACCAGAUGGCCAAAAAGUACCACCCUGACACCAACAAAGAUGACCCACAAGCCAAGGAAAAGUUUGCUCAGCUGGCUGAAGCCUAUGAGGUCCUCGGUGACGAAUCAAAGAGGAAGCAGUAUGACGUGUAUGGCAGCACAACAGGCUUUGAUGCUGGUCAGACUGGUGGAGGUCAGCAUUAUUGGACGGGACAGACCAGCAAUGUGGACCCAGAGGAGCUCUACCGCAAGAUCUUUGGUGAAUUCUCGGGAGGACGUGGGUUUGGAGAUUUUAGUGCCAUGUUUGAUCAGCCGCAGGAGUACAUUAUGGAGCUAACGUUCACUCAAGCAGCAAAGGGAGUCAACAAAGAGAUGUCCAUUAAUAUAGAUGCAGCCUGCCAGCACUGCGAUGGUAAAGGGCAUGAGCCAGGCACAAAGGUCCAGCACUGCCACCACUGCAACGGGUCUGGCAUGGAGACGGUGAAUACUGGUCCAUUUGUGAUGCGUUCCACGUGUCGUCGCUGCGGCGGUAAAGGCACAGUCAUUUCCACCCCAUGCCGUACCUGCCGUGGGUCAGGACAGACCAAGCAGAGGCAAACUGUCAUGGUUCCUGUGCCUGCAGGGGUGGAUGAUGGUCAGUCAGUCAGGAUGCCAGUUGGUAAGAAAGAGAUCUUCAUCACUUUUAAGGUCCAAAAAAGUCCAGUGUUCAGGAGAGAAGGUGCAGACAUCCACUCUGACCUUCUAAUCUCUGUGGCUCAAGCAGUUUUGGGUGGCACGGCCAGAGCACAGGGCCUAUAUGAAACACUCAAUUUAUCCAUCCCUGCAGGCAUCCAGACAGACCAGAGGAUCCGACUCGGAGGGAAGGGAAUCGCUCGUGUCAGCAGCUAUGGCUACGGAGACCACUACGUCCAUGUCAAAAUAAAAGUACCUAAGACUCUGACAGAUAGACAGAGAGCUCUGCUACUGAGCUACGCUGAGGACGAGGCCGACGUGGAGGGGACAGUUAAUGGAGUCACCUCAACCACCACAGGUAAAAGAUCCUGGAACUGAGAGAAUCCAUCAGCAGGCAGAGAGGGCGACAGCAAAGUCAGCUACAGCAUAAAGAAAGGGACUGAGAUUUGAAAAAUACAACCUGGUGAAUGAUGCUGACAAGGGGUGGAUCGGCACAGUCGUACUUCAGUGGAUGAAGAAGAGGAUUAACUGCACCGUGCAUCUGCCCAAGUGGAUCCCCCGCACACGAGGAUAAUGCAGCGCUCCACUCACGUCUGUCAAACAUCCAUGGAUGUCAUUUUUUUGUUGCAAAGACGAGUUCAUUUAUAAUGUUAGUCUCUGCUAUUUGCCAUGAGACGAACACAAUGGCGGUAACAAAAUCCAUGUGCGCGAAAAUAAAUUAUUGUAGCGACAAAGACUACAAAUGCAGUCAAACAUUUUGGGGGGUGGGGUAUUAAAUGGCUCUCCUUUUUAAUGAUCUUUGUUUUUCUUUCCUUUGCUCGUGAUUUAAUCAAUUGCUCCGAGUACAAUUCUUGGCAGUGUCAAGUCAUUACAGGUUCAGGUUACAUGUUUACUCUUGGUUUGAGUAUUGGACAGUGUGUACCGUGUGUCUCCAGCUGUUCUUUUUGUCUCUCUGGUGGAGGACUGAUAAGUGGAAACAUGAGGCGUCCCUCAACUGGCAACACUAACUCUGAUCUAUGUCUCUGUACACCUUUUAUGUGUGAGAGAGAAAUCACAUUGGUAGUUUUGAUUCUUGAUAUUGCAUUUGUCCAUGAACAACCUUGUAACAGUAUGUGACCCGCACGCACGCACACACACACACAAAAAUGAUGUAGACUGUCUCUACAGGUAAAAUAAAGCUAUGUUCUGGAAAGUCUAGGGCUGGGUAUUGAUCAUGUUUUCGGUACAUCGUGAUAUCUGGACUUCAAUAUCAAUUUAGGAACGAUACUUUUUUCAUUAUCAAGCUUAUUAACUCCAUUUUUUUAACAAAGCUACAUGACACAUUAAGGUCAAAAUUCUUAACUGUUUGUUGGCACAGCUGAAUACAGAGCAACUUAUUAUUUAUUAAAUUAGUGCCACCUUGAACUCCGCCUCUGGCCAUUACUUCCUGCACACUUACUUUCAGUAUAAGGUGACGCAGAGGAAGUUCAAAACCCAGUUGAAACCACCGAACUAUUGGCGUUUAAUACCCAGCCUAAUUAUUUUGUAUAUUCUUGUACAUAUAGGGUUCAUGUCUAGAAUAUACAAUAAAACACAUUUAAAUCUCCUCCAGCAGAGUGACUGUUACAAUAAUUUUUUUGCAGGGUUAUUGUAUCAGAUUACACUGAAAUGCACAGAUGUACAUAAUGAAACAACCUGUGAUUUAAAUGAUCAAUAAAUCUAGUACCUCAUUGUC
Messenger RNA from Solea senegalensis (Senegalese sole), 2791 nucleotides. It is a transcript of the gene dnaja3a, whose product is annotated as DnaJ heat shock protein family (Hsp40) member A3a. Gene Ontology annotation, cellular component: mitochondrion. Lineage: Eukaryota; Metazoa; Chordata; Actinopteri; Pleuronectiformes; Soleidae. Gene Ontology annotation, biological process: mitochondrion organization; negative regulation of apoptotic process; protein folding. The transcript has 12 exons. Gene Ontology annotation, molecular function: heat shock protein binding; ATP binding; protein kinase binding. Bases 13 to 1455 code for a protein of 480 amino acids. The record is from RefSeq and is a predicted model, not a curated record.